Molecule: messenger RNA, 2995 nt
Organism: Cylicocyclus nassatus
Lineage: Eukaryota; Metazoa; Nematoda; Chromadorea; Rhabditida; Strongylidae
Source: the annotation of a GenBank genome assembly
CUGGUCUAGGUAGAGCGUGCGCAUGGAACGCAUGCGUACAUUGGAUCGUGUUGUCGAGACACGUAUAGAUCUUCUGGAAUGGGAGUCACCGACUCCGAAAGAGGACUGUGCCGCAUGUCGCGCCCUCGACUGCGACAUCAUCUUUGCCCUGUUGUUCACCAUGGUGAUCGCCUGUUUGCUAGUCCUUAUUAUGGUAUUUUGGCUGAAAGGAGUACUACAGUACGAGGAUGUGUAUACACGUUUGUCGCGGGACCGAGGCAACGCGUAAAAUUAGAAUUUGAACAUUUUCAUCUCGCUGGCAGUUCCGAGAGCUGCGAGAUUGAAUAUGUAGACAUUUACUCGGAACUUGAACGGGUUGAAUCCGAUCUGCUAUCCGCAUCAUUAGGAGGCAGAUAUUGUGGUACCGUAUCACCUCAUGUUAGAAUAAGCCUUCAUCGUGUGCUAGUGCUCGUAUUUCAUUCCCGUGCUAGAGAAGUCGACCGACAAUUUGGUUUUCGUGGUCGAUACUCAUUCAUUCCAGACACAAAAUACCAAGCUGGCGUACCGCUUGAUGGUGAAGAUGGUUGUAGUUUCUUAAUUGAAGCCUCUAAGCGCAAGAAAGGCGCUAUUUUCUCUCCUACAUAUCCUGGCACCUAUCCAAAAAACUUUCACUGCUCAUAUUUGCUCAAAGGAAAAGCCGGUCAACGUAUUCGUCUGUUCUUUCGCGAUUUCGAUAUUUACUUUGGUGGCGAGCAUUGCCCUUAUGAUUCUGUUACAAUAUUCGAUGGUCCCAGUACAAGCUCACCAAUUAUCAAAAAGGUAUGCGGUCUACAACAACGAACCGAAUUGUAUACUGUUGGCCCAGAAGCCCUCAUUCACUUCAACACUACCAACCCAGCCAAAGCCGAUCCUCGAGGAUUUGUUGUGGAGUACGAAUUUUCGACAAGAUUUGUCGAUGUAGCACAAUUAUUGCAUGGACAAAAAGGUGUUACACAUAUGCGAGGCACAGAAUGUGACAUCAGAGUGGAAAGCAAUCGAGAAACUACACAUUACAUUUAUUCACCAAAGUUUCCCGACCUGUACCCUCCUAACACCACUUGUACCUAUAUACUCGAUGGUCUACAAGGUGAUCAAAAUCUGGAAAAAGUCAUUCUCACAUUCGAGGAAUUUGCUGUGCUUUCCGACGAUGAUAGUACCGUCAUAACCGAACCUCCAAGUUUGGACGAUAUCACUUGCCCCGUAGCUUGGGUAGGUGUGGCUACAUCGGAUGCGACAAUGAAAGCAACACUUUCAUCGACUGACGAGAGCAAUUAUGAGUCGACCCUGUGCGAAAGGAUACCAGCAUCAUCUCCUUUGAUGGGCCCAUAUGUGAGCGAAGGCCCUCGAAUGGUGGUCCAAUUUGGCACGACCGAUAAACUUGUCACUGAUGGGCUUCGUCCUAAUGGAUUCAAGGCAAAAGUGGAGUUCAAAACAGACUUUGGUGUUACUGGUGAGUCGAUCGGCACUUCAAACGAAUGUCUCUUUCGAUUCCGAAGUCCAAUGGGAUUUUUCAAUAGCCCACGAUAUCCAGCAAAUUAUCCACUCGACACAAAUUGCACAUACUUCAUCGAGGGUAAUCCUGGACAGCAAAUUCUGAUCCAUUUCGAACAGUUUGCGUUGUAUGUUGGAAAGGAGGAGGAGGACAGAUGCAAAGAUUGGCUGGAAAUCUACGAUGUUUUUCAAGACGGCGGUGAAGAACGACUAGUGCUUCAAGAACGCUAUUGUUCGGACACACUUCCUGGCCCUACCGUAUCGGCUUUCGGCGCCUAUUCGAUGCGCGUUGUGUUCAGCUCGGACUCGAAAGGAAGUGGAAAUGGAUUUAAAGCUUUGUAUGAAAUACGCCCAGCUGCGAAAGAAGAUAUUCCAACGCAUGAAACAAAAGAAACCCGAGGUGAUGGAGCGUAUCGAUGUGGUAGAAGAAUUCGUGCUAGUGAGACGACUCCCACCGGAUACGUGAUGUCUCCCAAUUAUCCGGUUAAGUAUAAUAAGGAUGUUCAUUGCGAUUGGGAGAUUAUAGCUAGGGAUGGAUACAAGAUUCUCCUCACUAUGGUCAAGAUGGAAAUCGAAGGUGAAGUGACUGCAAAUAAAGCGCAUUGUCAGAAGGCCGUGAUCCGUGUAUCUGGUGCGCCGCGUCCUGAGUACUGCGGGACCAACCAAAAUGUUUUUACUCCUUUUGUGACGAAAAACAGCUCGGUGCGAAUUAGUUUUUUAACGAGUCCCGACAAAGUGAAUGGCCUUAAAGGCUUCAAUAUGAGCUGGACUGAAGUUCGGGAGGUUAACGAAAUGAGCGAAUGUAGCGCGUCAAAUGAAUAUAUGUGCACAUAUAGUAAACUAUGUAUAAGUUCAUUACUAAGAUGUAAUGGUGAUGCAAAUUGUGGAUAUCAGGACGACACGGAUGAGACACAUUGUGCACGCAAGGAAAGCACAACUGACAAAACCAUAGUUAUAGCUGGUGUUUUCUGUGGCGCCAUAUUCUUGUUUAUCUGCAUUUUCUUCUGUUAUCUGUUCAAAUCGAAACUGGAACGUAAAAAGAAGCGGCAACGAAGUCAUGGUUCUCAUCAUCGCCAUCGGCAACCUUACCGAUCACAGAAGCCAGUCGGAAAGUCGAUAGCUGAUUCCGAACUUCCCUCUCCGGCAACAUCACGAUUUGUUCAUCAUGAUGCGACUGGUAUAUUGCCUCCAAUCACGCUUCACACCAUCCCCGACGAGGAGCAAACAUUUUAUGGAUAGAUUUUUGAAAUCCAUAGCAAUCCUGUCUUCUCCUACAUAUUCGUUACAGUUCGGGUUGUGUCUCAAAUUUUUGGAAAAGUUGUAUAAGUGAAUUCCUAUCAUAAUCUCUGUUUUGAAAGGAUACCGCUAAUCCCCUAUGUCCAUGGCGUUUAUGAUGCUACAUUAUUUUUUUGUGCGAGGAAUUUACUUCAAAGCUCAGGAUAAAGUUCUGCAUUCUUUUCACCCGAAUUUCUCACGUAAAACUGGC